Oryzias latipes (Japanese medaka) is the source of this 9295-nucleotide messenger RNA. It is a transcript of the gene mpripa, whose product is annotated as myosin phosphatase Rho interacting protein a. Gene Ontology annotation, molecular function: actin filament binding. The record is from RefSeq and is a predicted model, not a curated record. Gene Ontology annotation, cellular component: actin cytoskeleton. Lineage: Eukaryota; Metazoa; Chordata; Actinopteri; Beloniformes; Adrianichthyidae.
GCCUCCUCAUCUCUUGAUGAACCGCCUGGCCCGCUAAAGGAUUUUCACGAAAACGUCGGCUGCAGACUACGCAGCAAACCCGACGACAGCAAAAUUCGGACGAACGGGACCCGAAACGAUGGCCUUAGCGUCGUGACAGCAACGUCGAGGACAUUUCCCUGCGUCGGACACACGGUUUUGCUUUUGAAGGACUUUGGGAGCGUGAAAUAGCGAUGACUGCGGUGUCACUUGUUUGAUAGAAAGACGGAGAGGAGGGGUCAAAGUGGACCUCCCCCCUCACCACACAGCCUCUUCACCAGGCAGAGGCGUUCCGUUCGAUGGAGUCUAACGGGACCUUUGCAGGGAGCUCCAGGCCCGAAAUGUCACCUGGGAAACGUCGAGAAUCAGCCAACCUAUCAGCAUUUUAAAGGAUUUUCCCUAAAAAUAACUUUUCAGAAAGCCUGUAAACGCAAAAAAGAGAAAAAGUUAGUUGCACCAAACAAGAUGACCGUCGAUGUCACUUAACAAGAAAUGGACUACUACUAGUAACCUCUAGUUAAACAGGACAGACGAACAACGGGAUAUAAAACCCGUUCAUUGACUGUUGAUCUUACUCCUUCUGUUGGGUUCAUUAUCGUCCACAACACCAGGAGAACUCUCCAAAAAUUUCUCAUCAAGUGUUGCCUUCUCCAGUAACCAUGUCACUCAAAGACAACGCCUGCAAAAAAUUUCAAGCCAACAUUUUCAACAAAAGUAAAUGUCAGAACUGCUUCAAACCCAGGGAGUCCCAUCUACUUAACGACGAAGACUUAAAUCAGGCUAAACCUAUGUAUGGAGGAUGGCUUCUGCUGGCUCCUGAAGGAACUAAUUUUGACAAUCCCUUACAUAGAUCUCGAAAAUGGCAAAGAAGGUUCUUUAUACUCUAUGAACACGGCUUGCUUCGUUAUGCUCUGGAUGAAAUGCCCAGCACUCUACCCCAGGGUACGAUCAAUAUGAACCAGUGCUCCGAUGUCAUCGAUGGUGAAUCCAGGACAGGCCAGAAGAACUCGCUGUGCAUCGUCACCCCUGAGAAGGAGCACUUCAUCCGGGCUGAGUGUAAAGAAAUCAUCAAUGGGUGGCAGGAGGCUUUGACUGUUUAUCCCAGGACCAACAAGCAGAACCAGAAGAAAAAACGUAAAGUCGAUACCCACACCCAGCAGGAUGGAGUUACUUCAAGCCAGUGUAUUUCCACUGAGGACAUGAAUGGACACCCUGAGCCCGGGCCCGCCAAGGUAACAGUGACCAGCAGCAGCAGUGGAGGCAGCAUCCCAUGCCUGCCUAGCAGUAUUGCCGGUGCCGAGCGUGUCCCAACGAGCCGUGCUAUCCUGUGGCAGGAGGAGAGCCACUGGAGCAGGACCACCAUCCCCUGCAGCCGCAGUGCCUCCUGUCUCAGCCAGAUGACCCAGAGACCACCAGACUCCAAUGUUUCCAUUCAAGAUGAUGGUGGAACUGCAAGCACUGGACGGAAAGUACGAGUAGAGAGUGGUUACUUUUCCUUGGAAAAGACAAAAUCAGAGCCUUCUCCUCAUACUUUACAUCAAUACCAGGCGCCUCAACAUCUGCCCCUGUCCUCUUCAGCAUCGUCCUCCUCUUUAGGAGCCUCCAGUUCCAGGUACAGCCCCGAAUCAGAAACUCAAACUUCCUCUCAUCAAUCCCCCCAGGACCUUCCUUCUCCAGGUGCACUUCACUCCCUGAGCUACUCCACCAUCAGCUCCUCCCAGAGCUCGCUGGACUCUGACACCAGCAAAGCUACGCUCACCUGGGAGGGGAGCAAUGGCACCGAGGAGUUCCCCAAUAAUGUUAGUGUUAGAGGAGGAGGCAGGGUUGGCCGCGCGGGCAGGGAUUAUGCAGUGCUGUCGGAUGUGCCACGCGCUCGCCGACUGAGCUAUAAGGAGGCUUUCCGUUCCGAUAGAAAGCGUCAAGAGCUGAGAGCCCGAACAAGAAGCCCUGGGAGGGAGGAGGUGGCUCGAUUGUUUGGGGAGGAGCGCAGACGAUCUCAAGUCAUCGGGCAGUUUGAGGAUGGUCAGCAUGCUGAGCAAAUGGACACGAGCGGCUCAAAUGACCCAUCCGCUAAAACCACACAAAUCCAGAGACAAGGCCGCAGCGAGAGGCGCUAUCUGGACACCAAACAGGACAUGUCACUGGAUACAGGGAAGGACUGUUUAGCCCCGGAGGUUUCAAGCUACAGUUUUGCCAACCUAAGAAGAGCUAAAUCUUUAGACCGCAGAAUCACAGAGUCAUCAAUGACUCCAGAUUUGCUCAACUUCAAAAAAGGAUGGAUGACAAAGCUUUAUGAAGAUGGAAUGUGGAAAAAACACUGGUUUGUCCUCACAGACCAGAGCUUGAAGUAUUUCAAGGACUCUAUAGCUGAAGAGGCCUUGGAAAUGGAUGGCGAAAUUGACCUUUCUACAUGUUACGAUGUCAAAGAGUUUCCAGUUCAGAGGAAUUACGGCUUCCAAAUCCUUUGCAAAGAGGGAGCGUGCACCCUGUCAGCCAUGACCUCUGGCAUCCGUCGCAACUGGAUUCAGGCCAUUAUGAAGAAUGUGCGACCCACUAUUGCCCCUGAUGUCACCCGGAAAAACAUCUCUCUGAAACUAUCCGUUCUGAAGCCAAGAUCCUUGCCUGAUGAGAAGAUAAAAGGUGAUGUGACUUUGGAGCCGUGCCCUCAGAACACACCUGAACCUAUCCCUCCUCUGGAGGUGUCCAUGUCCGACGGGCCCAGACAGGAGCAAGUCCGCAGUAUCGCCGCUCCCGUCUCGGAGCCACGCAAGAGCAGAGUGCGUGAGCGCCGACGAGAGGGCCGCUCAAAAACCUUUGACUGGUCCGAGUUCAAGGUGGACCAGACGGAAAAGCCCCCAAAAGAACGAGCGGACACGGUGGACUUCAGCUCUUCCUGCUCCACCGCCUCCUCCUUCUGCUCCCCCUCUUCCUCUGCUUCCUCACUGGCAUCCUCUCCGGUCUCCUCCUCAUCCAUGCAAACCUCCUCCGUUUCAGUUCAUCCACCUUCAAGAACACCGGAAAUGGAAAACAUUAGAAGUGGAGGAACUGCUCCAGUUUCAACAGUGAAAGGACAGCCAUCAUCUGCUGAUGGUCAGGAACAAGGGAAGAUGGAGCUCGAUCACCCAAACGUUCAAAAUCACAAAGACAAAAGGAGCAGUGAAACGUCAAACGUGCAAGAAGAGAUCGAACAGCGAUGGCAUCAGGUGGAAACGACACCCUUAAGAGAAGCCAAGCAAGUUCCCAUAACCUCGACGUCCAGAAACUCUGAGCGGCUCCCUGCUCAUGAACUCGCAGCGCUGCUGGACAAGGAGUUGGGACAGAAGCAAAAGGAGCUGGAGCAGCUGCAAGAGCAGAACAACUUGCUAAAAGAGCAGCUGGAAGAUGCUUUAGGGAGAGAACAUAGUGCCAGAGAGGGUUAUGUGCUGCAGAGUGCUUCGCCUCCCUCCUCCUCCUCGCCUCGUAGAGUGCCAUGGCAGCACUUGCACAAGCUCAAUGAAGACCUGCAGAGUGAACUGGAGUCCCAAAAGCUCAAGCAGGACCUUGCUCAGCAGCAAAUACGGACCUUGAAGAGAAGCUACACCGAAGCUCAGGAUGCCGUAAACCGCCACGAGGCAGACAUUCAAGCUCUCCAGGCAAAACUCACUUCUGCCAUGGCGGAAAUCUUAGUUGGGGAGCAGGCUGUAGUCCGAAUGCGAAAUGAGCUGAAGUCGGAGCAGCAGCGCUCCAAAGAGCAAGAAGAGGAGUAUUAUUGCAAUGAAGCCACCUUAAGAGCUCAACUAAAGGACAGUGAAGAUAGACUCCGGGAUGUAGAAGCCAGCCUUUUGGAGAGAAGUCAAGCUCUCAGGCAGCUAGAGCGUCAGCAGGCCCUGCAACGAGACCACAUGAGAGAGGUGCAGAGGUUGCAGGAGAGACUGCAAGAGGUUACUGCUCGGUUAGUUGCUACCGAAGAGGGCCAAAUCCUGAAGGAGGAGCGCCUCAAGAAGGAGCAGCAAAGCAUGCAAGAAAGUCAUGAGAGGGAAAGACAGAGUUUGUGCAGAAGGUUAGCUGAUGCUGAGCGUGCACACAAGGAUGCAGAGGACAGACUGUUGGAGGCGGAGCAACAGGUGGAGGCCUUGCUGAGAGGGAGGCGAGCCUCGGUUAAUAGGGAGUUUGAAGAGGAAAUGUUAAAGUUGCAAGAGGAUCUGGCCCAAAAAACAGACAUGGUUGAGUCACUGCGGGAAAGCGUGAGAAGGCUUGAAGAAGAAAGAGGACAUCUCACCUGUCGGUGUCAGGAGCUCCUCAACCAGAUCACAGAAGCAGACCGCGAGGUGAACAAACUUCGCAACCGUCUGGAAACUGAAGAAGCUGAUUAUUGUAACCUUGAGCACUCGUAUGAGAAAGCCACUCGAGAAUUUCAGAAAAUUAGCCACAUUCUUAGAGAAAAAGAGGAAGAGAUCCAGCAAACGAAGGAGAUGUAUGAACGACUGAUGGAACGCAAGGAGGAAGACCUCAAAGAAGCACUGGUGAAAAUGAGUGCCCUCGGUAGCAGCCUGGAGGAAACUGAACAGAAGUUACAAGUUAAAGAGGAACUUCUUUGUCAAAUGAGUGAAAGUAUUUUGCACAAGGCUGAGCCCUGCAACGCUGAAAAAGAUCUGCAGGCCAAGCUUGUAGUCGCAGAAGAUCGCAUUGCAGAGCUAGAACUUCACCUCAGAGAUCUUCAGUUGGACUAUGCAGAUCUACGCAUGGAAAGGGAAAAAUCCCAACACUCAUUAUCAAACACAGAGCUUACCUUGGAAGAUUCAUCAAAAGCCAAUGAAAUGGAGUCCCAAGCCAAGAGACCAAGGAUUCGGUUUUCAAGUAUUCAGUGCCAAAAAUACAUCAACUUUGAGGAAAUGGAUGCCAGCCUUAGCAGCAGCCUCUCUGGAAAACAUAAAGACAACCAGGAGGAAUAUCCUGACUGCCCACCAGCUGAGGAAAACGUUUCCUGCGUUAUUGCCCUCUCACAGUCUAGUGACCCGGAAAAGUUCAUCUCCAUCAUACAUGCCCUGGAAACCAAACUGCUCAUCACGGAGGAGAAGCUGAGAAAUCUCACGAAGAAUCUGGACGUUCAAGAAUCCUCUCAAGUAGAAGAAAUUUCCAAAACUGAGGCCCCUGAGGUAGACUUUAGUGAGAUUACUUCUGUAACGCAUUUCACCAAGGCCCUGGUUUGUGUUGAGAACAGCCGAGAGAAAGUAAGCAGUAUUCUGAGUGGCUCCCAUUGUACCAAUGAUUCACGUCUGCACUUGUUGUCAGAAAUAGAAAAUGAUUUGUUUAAUGCGUCGCUGCACAUUCGACAAGGCCAAAAAGAGGAAAAACAGAAGGAGGAACAGUCAAAGAGUGAAAAUCAGAAUUUUACUGCUGAGAGUUCCGAUGCUGACGAACUCCAGAUCUUUACCAAAACUUUGACUUUUGAGGCAACCGUUUUAAAGAAAAUGGCCCAGCUGAUUCAAACGUCCAAAUCCGACCUGCUGAAAGCUCUUGUCGAGAUUUGGGAAGACAUUGAUUAUGCUAAAAGAACUGACAAGGAUUCCCUAGCUUUAGUUUAUGCCAGUGUGUUGUCUAGGAAGCUGAUGCUGGAGAGCAGGUUCUGGAAGGAGCUGGAGAAUGCUGAAACACACCUUCAAGCCAAAGAAAGCAGUUUAUCUGCUGAUUUAGACGUGAACACCUCAGUGGUGUUAAACACCUGUAUCAAGGCAGAACUAGCUUACUCCAUUCAAAACCUUAAACUUUGUUAUGAAGAAAAAUUCCAAAUGCUCAAAAGAGAGUUAAGUGAAGUCCACAGUAACCUUCAUCAAAGGGAUGAGGCUCUGAAAGCUAUUAUUGAAGCUUCUAAAAGGCCUGAUCUGUCAAAUGUAAUAAAGGAAGUCAAAAAUACCUUUGGGUUUGGUGAGCAGAAAUUGGCAGACAUUCACCCCCCUGAACUUGCCCCCUACAUGGAGCAAAUUGAAAUGGAAGAGGCCCGAGAUUUGGCCGAGGAAGUUGUGGACAGGCAGCUAGCUGGUGUACUGUCUUCUUGUGCCGUUGAGUCUCUUCAGUCGUUCGAAAAAGCAUACGACAGCCUCGUAAGCGAACUUCAACGACAAGCAGCGCUCCUUCAGAGGUACGCUGUGGAAAUCGAAAACACCGGAAGCCAUCCCGGAUUGUCUAAAAUGAUCCACAGCGUUUUAGGUCGCCAGACUUCGCACGGUUUGACAAGCAGCUCAUUUUGUAUUCGAGAAGCCCUCAUCCAGGCUCAAGUGGCUUAUUUAGCAUGUCGGUUGCAGGCCAUGCAUGAAGAAGACUUGAGUUUGUGUAAGCAGACCAGUCAAAACAUGGACGCACUCGUGCAGCAGCAUGCUCGCAAUAUAACGGCAAUCCAAGAAAAGUAUGAGAAGCGCUUACAAGAAGAGUGUCAGAACCUGAUGGAUACUGUGGUUGCUCUGGAGAGGGAGAACGAGACCCUGAAAAGUGAAAUCGGCAAACGGAUUGACCAACUCGCUCAUUGGCAGGAGCAAAUGGUCAGAAGGGAGGACCAUUUCCUGAAGGAGGCAGAGGAGCUGAAGCAGAGGCACAGAGAGGAGAUGAACCAAAUAGAACAAGGUCGUGUGACGACAGAACUGGCCCUCAUGGACACGGCAGCCGAGAGUCAACGAAAGCUGGAGGUUCUGCUGGUAGACAUGGACAGCAUGGAGGAGCGUCACGAGAGUCAGCUCAGAAAGCUGGAAGAGCAGUUUGAACAGAGGAUGAGCGAGCUUCAGCAAGCCCACAAGGAAGAGAUGGAAAAAUUUCAUUCCCAGUAUGAAGAGACCCUCCAAUGUGCCAAAAAGUACCAACUAGACCAAAAAACCCCUGAGGUCUCACUCCUGCCUCCAUGUGAUGAGGCUGCAACACCAAUGGAGGAGGAGGAGCAGGGCACAGCUGCUGGAGAACGAGACGUCUCAGAGGUGGACUCCAUGGUGGUUCUGAAGGACAGAAUCCAGGAGCUGGAGACUCAGAUGAAUAACAUGAGGGACGAGCUGGAGAACAAGCACCUGGAAGGCGAUGUGGCCAGCCUGAGAGAGAAAUACCAGAGAGACUUUGAAAGUCUGAAGGCUACCUGUGAGCGUGGCUUUGCUGCCAUGGAAGAAACUCAUCAGAAGGUGGUAGAAGACCUCCAGAGGCAGCAUCAGAGGGAGAUUUCAAAGCUCAUGGAGGAGCGGGAACGUUUGCUGGCUGAAGAGACUGCCGCCACCAUUGCUGCCAUUGAAGCCAUGAAGAAUGCUCACAAGGAGGAGCUGGAGAAGAACCAACGCUCCCAACUGAGUGGACUGAACUCUGACAUCGAUGAGCUCCGCCUACAAUACGAGGAGGAGCUUCAGUCAUACCAGAGAGAGCUGGAGGUGUUGUCAGAGCAGUACUCUCAGAAAUGUCUGGAGAACGCUCACCUGGCUCAGGCGCUGGAGGCGGAGAGGCAGGCCCUCACGCAGUGUCAGAGAGAGAAUCAGGAGCUAAACGCUCACAACCAGGAGUUAAAUAACAGACUGACUGCAGAAAUCACUCGAAUGCGCUCCUGUUUUAGCGGAGAAACAGCCCUGUCCCCACUCACCCAGGGCAAAGACCUUUAUGAGCUGGAGGUACUUCUACGAAUAAAAGAGUCAGAGAUUCAGUAUCUUAAACAGGAAAUCCACUCUUUGAAGGAUGAACUGCAGUCUGCUUUAAGGGACAAGAAAUAUGCCACAGACAAAUAUAAGGACAUCUACACAGAGCUGAGCAUUGUGAAGGCAAAGGCUGACUGUGAUAUCAGCAAGUUAAAGGAGAAGCUGCUCAUGGCUACCGAAGCUUUAGGAGAGAGAGCUGUGGAGGGAGCAGUCCCUUCUGGAUACGACAUCAUGAAGUCGAAAAGUAAUCCAGAUUUUUUGAAAAAAGAGCGAUCAACACCCAAGCCAAUAAGAGGACUAAGAUCAAAGUCUGUCACGGAACAGGUCUCAUUGGAUAACUGACUCUCCCAAUAUUGGGGUAUUACCCAAACCCCCACUCCCAAGAUACGCUAGCCUGAAAGAAGGACUAACCGUGCAGGAGAGAUUAAAGCUUUUUGAGGCAAAAGACUCCAGAAAGAUUUGAAUCUCACUAAACCUGACUUUUUUCUUUUCCUUUCCUUUUGCCUGGCUUUUUGUGUUUGGUCAGAUGUCCAUGUUUGUGCCUGCAUCUGCUACAUAUUUUUUUAUUGCAACUGUAUAAGAAGAUCUAUUAUUUCUACACCUUUCAAAAAACGUCACGUUAAACUGAGUUUAUGGAAUAGAUAUCUUUUUUUUUAAUAAUCAUAUAAAGAUGAAAUCUGGCUGAGUCGGAGAACUAAGCUGUGAAAGGGAGAAAUAACAGCAUUUAAAUUGGUCCUCUAGAAUGCGACAAACAGCAAUACACAGAAAGAAUAAUAUAUAUAUUUCUUGAUAAUGACUUAAAUAUCUGCUGUAUUUUAUUAUCGCCACAGUGUCUGUAUCUAAUGAGUUUUUUAUUUUAUUUAGUUUGAUGUUGGAAAAGUUGUAAAUACCUGCUGGAAAUGUUCAGUUUGGACGCAUCUGCUGUAUUAUAACUAUGGUUCAUUUGACGUGGGAAGCAAUGUGAGUCUUGAUUUGUACGCGAGUUUUAAAGUAAAUAUCUGUGUGAAAGGGGGAAAUGAGGGGGGGGGGGGGGGAUUGAGAAUGCACUUAACCACUUGACUACUUGAGGAAACCUGUUAUUUUUGUGUUUAAUCGUGUGGUGAUUUGCAGACAUUUGUCAGAGCAAGCAAACUUCAUGACUUGUAUUAGGUGAAUAUCACUACAGGCAGUUUAACUUUUAUUUUUUAUAUCGUUUGGCUCUCAAGAAAAAAACGCCCAGUUUUACAUUUUCCCAAACUGAAACUAUUUAGGACUUUGCAUGCCUAGACAAUUUGAGUUUGCCUCAUUUCUUGUAUUGUUUUAAUGUGGAACUUUAAACAUUUAUAAGCUUUGCAAGUCCUACUGUGUUGAUGACUUUAAAGUGUUUUACUGUAAACUGCAGCCUGACAGCCUUUGGUCCACUUCCUGGUCUCUAAAAUCUUGUGCCUCAGCUGAGUGGGAAACAUCCGUGUAACUUCUGCAGCUAUGGAAUCCACACUGUACAGUAUUCAAACCACGCCUUGUACAUACGAACAUGCCACAUCAACAGUUUCUGUAUUGUUUUAAACGUGUACUUUGCUCAUUAGUUCUAUAUUAAAUGUAUCUGAAUAUUUUUUAUUUCUAUUUGAACAUAUCGCGUCAAAUAAAGCAAGUGUUUGGAAGUA